AGGCAGGACUCCACACUUGCGUACUGGCCGUGCCGCCCCUGGGGGGUGGGGGGGGAGGACCGAGGGGGAGCCGCAGGCCGCCGCCAUCUUGUGAGUGAGGAGGAGCCGAAAUCACCGCGGGGGCGCCGCCAUGAACCCCGAGUACGAUUACCUGUUCAAGCUGCUGCUGAUUGGAGACUCGGGUGUGGGGAAGUCCUGCCUCCUGCUGCGAUUUGCUGAUGACACCUACACAGAGAGCUACAUCAGUACCAUUGGGGUGGACUUCAAAAUCCGGACCAUUGAGCUGGACGGCAAAACCAUCAAACUACAGAUCUGGGAUACCGCUGGUCAGGAGCGGUUCCGGACCAUCACCUCCAGCUACUACAGAGGGGCGCAUGGCAUCAUUGUGGUGUAUGAUGUAACAGAUCAGGAGUCCUACAGCAAUGUGAAGCAGUGGCUGCAGGAGAUCGAGCGCUAUGCCAGCGAGAAUGUCAACAAGUUGCUGGUGGGCAACAAGUGCGACCUCACCACCAAGAAAGUGGUGGACUACACCACCGCCAAGGAAUUUGCAGACUCCUUGGGCAUCCCGUUCUUGGAGACUAGCGCCAAAAACGCCACCAAUGUGGAGCAGUCAUUCAUGACCAUGGCAGCUGAGAUCAAGAAGCGCAUGGGCCCUGGUGCCACCGCUGGCGGGGACAGACCCAACCUCCGAAUCGACAGCACUCCAGUCAAACCAGCGGGUGGAGGUUGCUGCUGAGGCUGAGGACUGAGGGGUGGGGUGGGGAGGUGACUGUCCAACCCAGUGCUGUCCAGCACCCUCCUCCUGUGGAGUAGCAACUUUCCCGGAUGAUGCCGUGCAGGGGGACGGGACCUCUCGGGGGGGGGGGGGGGGUUGGGUUCUCUGCCUGUGUUACUUACCCUUGUUGAGUGUGUGGUGGGGACAGACCUGCAAGGUGUGCUCUCCCACCCUUGAGAACUUCCCUCUAUGCAGCCUCUUGCCUCGGUCCUUGGUGCCUGAUGGCUGGCAGGAUUCCUGGCUCCUUCUCAUGAGUUCUGCUGCUGCUCCCCUCCCCUUCCUACUGGGUGCAUGGGGCUGCCCCCAUCUCCACCCCUCUGCUCUUCUGCUGCCUGCAGUCCCCUUCUCUCCAGUUCCAGAUGGGGGGGGUCUCAGAUGGUGACAGGCUCGCCCCCUCUCUCUUCCUGGGAAGGCUCCUGUGUGGUUAAGCUUGAUCCAAGGCUGGCUGGAGCAGUUCUUCUGCCUGGUACCUGGUCUCCAUGGGGUAGUUGCUUGUCACUAGCAAAAUAAUGGAGGUAGGGGCGUAGGCCCCUCUGAACUGCUCAACCUACUCUCUAGGUUGUGCCCCCUGCCUCCACUUAAGGGGUCUAUGUUGUCCUGGCUCCAUGUCUUUUCUCAUUCCUCUUGCUCCCAGCGGCACAGAGACUUCUGUUUAAUCUCCUCUCUGCUGCAGUUUGGGGUCCCCUUUCCUCCCACUGCCUUGCUCUAGUUCAAUAUUUAUACCCCUGCUGCAGACCUUCACACAGUGCCACAGAGUGGCUGUGACGCAGGACUGGCCCAGGAAUGCUGAGCGGAGCCUGAUACCACCACCACUCCACCUCCAUCCCUCAGUUUCCUCACCUCGCCCUGCUGAGGCUGUCUCCCAGUGCUCCCCAGUCAAGUGGGGCAGGCAGCUGUCUCUGGGCCAACCCAUGCCAGGCCCACUGAAUGUAUUCAGGGUAGCAUGGACAGUUGGGGACCUUAGAACUGAUCAGAGGCCUAUGGGCUGCUUGUUCAGACCCUUCCCCAGGGCUCUUUGCAGCUCAGGAGCUUCCUGCACCUCAGCCCUUGGGGGGCUAAUGCACUGAGCAGCUGUCCUGCUUUCCCCCCCCCCCCAGCUGGGAAGCUCUUGCACUUUCUGUGGGGCAAGUGCAUGGGGGAAGCCAUCUACUGCUCAGCUCACCCCUCUGCAGUGUCAGCCCUUCCCACUGUGACCUUCCCCAAGAAGGGGAAGCUGGGAGCCUGAGCGCAUGUCUCUUUGCUGUGCCCAGCCCUACUGUCUGGCCUGGCUCAGCCUUGCCUGUUUAGGGUAGUGGGAGGAGCUGCCUGGAUGGUUCAUUUGUUGGCUUUUUUUUUUUUUUUUUCCACCAGUGACAUUAUUUAAAAAAAAAAAAAAAAUGGAACAAAAAAAUUCCAAAAUAAAGAUGAGUGCCUCUGUGGGGAGGCUUCUGCA
Dermochelys coriacea (leatherback sea turtle) is the source of this 2207-nucleotide messenger RNA. It is a transcript of the gene RAB1B, whose product is annotated as RAB1B, member RAS oncogene family. NCBI's taxonomy places the organism in Eukaryota, Metazoa, Chordata, Testudines, Dermochelyidae. The record is from RefSeq and is a predicted model, not a curated record. Gene Ontology annotation, molecular function: GTP binding; GTPase activity. The transcript has 6 exons. Bases 131 to 736 code for a protein of 201 amino acids.